Molecule: messenger RNA, 1492 nt
Organism: Phialemonium atrogriseum
Lineage: Eukaryota; Fungi; Ascomycota; Sordariomycetes; Cephalothecales; Cephalothecaceae
Product: S-adenosyl-L-methionine-dependent methyltransferase
Exons: 11
Coding region: 167-1165 (332 amino acids)
Molecular function (GO): methyltransferase activity
Source: RefSeq, a predicted model, not a curated record
CCUUAGGGUCGAAAGUAUGGUAAGAAAACGCGGAGGAAUCAGGUCAUCGGCAUCCCAUAACAUGGAGAGCAUCUGCCCCCGUCAUUCCCCCGUCCUUCCCCCCGUUCUCCCAAUACCCUUCGUUUUCGCUCUCCGUGCUGAUCGUACAUAAACGUCUCUCUAAAAUAUGGCGGAAGUUACUUCUGACGUCACCCAAAUUGCCGCGGAUGAUUUCGGCGAUGUCGACUCGACUCUCCAGUUGUCUCUCGCGACAUCUCUAACCUCGCUGCGGUCAUCGGUCCAAGCGUACCAUGAAGAAAAUGGGAGGACGUACCAUGCACUCAGCGCUGGAAAAUAUUUGUUUCCAAAUGACGACAGUGAGCUUGAUCGUUUAGACAUACAGCACUCCCUGUUUCGCCUUACACUCGACGAUAGAUUGUGCUUGAGUCCCAAGAAUGAUGGGGCGAAGAGGGUCCUAGACGUUGGCACGGGGACUGGCAUCUGGGCCAUUGAUUACGCGGACAACCAUCCGGAGGCGAAGGUCAUCGGCAUUGAUCUAAGCCCAGUCCAGUCAUCCUUUCUUCCCCCGAACUGCUCUUUUGAGAUCGACGACAUUGAGAAAGAGUGGACAUGGAAUGAACCUUUCGACUUCAUCUUCUCCCGGACGUUGGCCGGCAGCUUUUCAGAUACGCAGGCAUUCAUCCAGAAGGCCUACGACAACCUCGAGCCAGGCGGCUACCUCGAGAUGGAAGACAUCGCGCUGCCCGUGACAAGCGACGACGGCACGCUGGCCGAGGACUCGUUCCUCGCGCGCAUGUCACACAUGACGACCGAGGCGGCCGAGAAGCUGGGGCGGCGCAUCGACCUCUCGCCGACGUACAAGGGCAUGUUCGAGGCGGCGGGCUUCGUCGACGUCGUCAUCAAGCGCUUCAAGUGGCCCAGCAACAUGUGGCCGCGCGACAAGAAGUUCAAGGAGAUGGGCCGCUGGAACUUUGCCAACAUCGACCCAGGCCUCGAGGGUCUGACUCUCGCCCUGUUCACAAGGGGGCUGGGCAUCAGCAGGGAGGAGACCCUGGCGUUCUGCGAGGGGGCGAGGAGGGAGAUCCGGGAUGUCAAGAUUCAUGCUUAUUGGCCCAUCAUUGUUUGCUACGGCAGGAAGCCCGGGAAUAACAAGGCUCCCGAGUGAGGAAUUGUAGUACGCUGGGUUGAAAGGGUAUUCCUUGUUGUUAGACGUGGAUCAGGACCGAUUCCCCCGUUUUUCAUCCCACAAGCGCGGAAUUCAUCUCAUUGAUAUCUCUAGGUUAACCUUCGUUAAUUUUAGUGUUUUGCGUAAUGCUUCCUAGGCGAAAGUGAAUUUCUCUAGAAGAGAGGGAGGGCGCCGCCGCUCAUGUGCCUCCUGUCCAACAACCUCAUUCCAGGCUCGACUCUGAAAGAGUGAUGCCAAUUCGACGAUAUAGACCGAUUCUGAUCAAAUAAGACUCAGAACUGCCUAUCAUGGCAGAGAAGAAGGGCC